ACAAGACUAAUCGUGUUUUGUCGGCUGUAUACACCUUCCCCGCUAAGCACAGGUCUUACCACUCACUCUGCGGUAUCGACAUGCAGUUGGAAAGCAUGGUGGCUCCUAAGAGCCCGCCAUCCCUGCUGGCUUUGUUGGGCACCCGCUGCAGAAAGCGGCCGUAUUACUUUGAAGACCCAGCGCAGCAGCAGCAACAACAAGAAGAAGCCCCCAUUUAUCGCAAGACCUUAAACUGCUGCGACACAAGGAAGCAUGCGGCUGAUGUUUUCCCUGUGCCAACUUCUGGAAGUUUCCAGGACCGUCGCAGCACCAUUAAAUCCCCAAACUCCAAGAAACGACUCAGAGAAGACUCCGUGGGUUCAGAGACUGCGUCCAAAGCGAAGGAUGAUGCUGGCGCAGAGAGCACUACUGAAGACUGCAAAUAUAACUCAUUCCAGUACUGGAGGGUCCCUCUGCCUGAACUUGAUCUCUCACUGCUAGACGAUGCCAAUGCCCAGUCCAAAACAAAAGACAAGUCAAAGGUCAAAAACUCCUCAGAUGCCAUGGAGACCUGAAAGUGAAAGGUGCAGCAAGUUUGUUAUGGUCUGUCAUGACUUCAGCUGGCAAAUGUGAUGCUUUUCAGCAGAUGAACACAUCAGAAGCACAUUAGCAACACUUGAGGUUGCACAAAAUAAUUAAUUCAGGCCAAGGUAGCCCUGUCAGAUGGAUAGUGAGACAGGCCUGUGUUGGUGCAUUCACUCACAGUAGGCAAACUAACAAUAUCUGCCCUGCAGUAAUACAGUUGUUACAGUGGUGACCAAAAUAUGGUGAUUUUCUUUUUUUGCAAAAUCAUGGAAAAUCAAUCCAUCCAUUUCCAAGUUGUAGCUUGUUUAUUAAUCCAAGUGUUCUAUUUAAAAUAACAUCCACAUUGAAAAUAUCUUUAUGUGAACAGUAUUUCAUGUUUCUUGUGUUUGACUGGAUUUUGUUUUGUGCAUAAGCUCUACCUUG
Messenger RNA from Scomber japonicus (chub mackerel), 987 nucleotides. RefSeq lists its product as uncharacterized. The transcript is spliced from 3 exons. The record is from RefSeq and is a predicted model, not a curated record. NCBI's taxonomy places the organism in Eukaryota, Metazoa, Chordata, Actinopteri, Scombriformes, Scombridae. Bases 81 to 554 code for a protein of 157 amino acids.